Messenger RNA from Carica papaya (papaya), 1563 nucleotides. RefSeq names its product Phosphatidic acid phosphatase (PAP2) family protein (gene SPP1). Gene Ontology annotation, molecular function: sphingosine-1-phosphate phosphatase activity. Lineage: Eukaryota; Viridiplantae; Streptophyta; Magnoliopsida; Brassicales; Caricaceae. The record is from RefSeq and is a predicted model, not a curated record. Gene Ontology annotation, cellular component: endoplasmic reticulum membrane.
CCCAUAAAUAAAAAUAAUCACACAAAUUCUACGUCCCAGAAUUUGACCCUUCUUCAAAAGAAGAAAAAUUGGAAGGAGGACUGCUGCCACCUAGUUUCUCUCUCUAACUGCAAAUUCUUCUCAAUCGUUUCGGCCUUCCUGAUUUCUUUCUUUUCUGUGUCCGCCUCUGUUUCUUCCCUCUUCGGAAGAAGAGGGAAAAGAAGGGAAGAGAGAGAAAGUGAAGGGAAUGGAGAGCACAGCGGCGUGGCAAGGAGUAACCCUUUGUGGAAUUGUUUCUUGGAUUUUGAUUUCUUCAUAUUUCAAUCUGACCCAGAAGCUUAGAUCUGUGCUUCAACCUCUGAUCACUCACCAUGUCGUUACUGGCACCCAUCUCAUCUUGAAGAUCCAGAAAUAUCAGCAUAGUAUCUGGGAUGCUGUUUUCUCUGGGUUGUCCUGCAUUGUUUCUGUGCCUUUUUACACUGCGUUUCUACCUUUACUCUUCUGGACUGGACAUGGCAAAUUGGCUAGGCAGAUGACCCUUCUGACGGCGUUCUGUGAUUACUUAGGGAACUGUUUAAAGGAUGUGAUAUCAGCUCCUAGACCCAGUUGCCCUCCAGUUAGGAGGGUAACUGCUACAAAAGAUGAGGAAGAAAAUGCAAUGGAAUAUGGAUUGCCUUCUUCACAUACCCUUAAUACUGUUUGCUUAUCAGGAUAUCUACUGCAUUACGUCCUAUCUUAUUCCCAAAAUGAAAGCAUAUCCAGGGCGGUUGCUGGAAUUAUCUUUGUUUGUGUGCUUGUGGGCCUUAUUGGUCUAGCAAUUUCUUUUGCAGGAAGAAUUUACCUUGGCAUGCACAGUUUUGUCGACAUCAUAGGUGGUCUUGCCCUUGGAUUAAUGAUCCUUGCAUCUUGGCUCACAGUACACAAUUAUGUUGACAAUUUCAUAAUCUCUGGAAAAAAUGUUACAUCCUUUUGGGCAAUUCUGAGUUUCAUGCUGCUCUUUGCUUAUCCUACUCCUGAGCUUCCAACUCCAAGCUUUGAGUACCACACAGCAUUCAAUGGUGUUGCAUUGGGAAUUGUGUCCGGGAUCCAGCUAACAUACCACCAGUUUCACCAUGAAGCAGUUCCGCGUAUUUUUACUCCACAACUGACAAUACCUGCCUUUUUGGGGAGAGUACUUGUUGGGAUACCAACAAUACUCAUUGUGAAGUUCUGCAGCAAAUCUCUCGCAAAAUGGAUUCUUCCUAUCGUAGCGAAUACCUUGGGCAUCCCAAUAAAAUCGUCAGGUUAUAUCCCCAUGCUUAAGGAACCCGUUACUGGAAAAAGAUCAAAUGAAAUAAAGCAAUCAAAUUAUCUCCAGAAUCUGUUUGUGUACUGCAACCAGGAUUCAUUUGAUGUUGAUACAGGUAUUAGAUUUGUCCAAUACGCAGGUCUUGCAUGGUCAGUGGUUGAUCUGGUCCCUUCUCUUUUCUCUCAUCUGAGUUUAUAAUGUUCGGAAUGUAUCAACAAAUUUCAGGUGGAAUGUACUAUGUUUAUCAUGUAGACAUAUAUUCUCGAUUAAUGAAGCAUAAUCAUUUUUUUUUCCUA